ACAAAUGGUAGGCGUACUUUUUUUCAGAAAAAGGGACACCAUCACGUGACAUAUUAGAACGAGGAAUGUUCCCCAGUGCAAUAACGCCCGUGUUCUUUUCUAGGCUAAUGACCCACAACAGAUACACAUGUCCGGAGAACCACCUCCAUGUGUCAUGGUACGACAGUGCCUGGAUACCACUCCUCAACCAGUCUAAUGUCCUUGACUACUUCUCUGAACGGAGCAAUCCAUUCUACGACCGCACAUGCAACAACGAGAUCAUCAAGAUGCAGCGACUUGGUGUCGAACAUCUCAGUAAUAUGACUGGACUGGAGUACAUCCUACUGCAUGUACAGGAACCUAUCCUGUAUGUCAUUAGGAAGCAGUUCCGGCAGUCACCCACUCAAGUGAGCCCACUGGCCAUGUACUACAUCAUUGGAGGGAUUGUGUACCAGGCACCGGACCUCGGCUCUGUCGUAAACUCCAGAUUGCUAAAUACUGUACACAAUCUCCAGUCUGCAUUUGAAGAAGCACAGUCCUUCUCCAAGUACAAUCCUUCCAAAGGUUACUGGUGGGAGUUCAAGGACAAGGAAGAGAAAGACAAACCUGAAGGGAAGGAGAAGAGGAAGCGUGAGGAGCCGAGCUCACUGUUUCAGCGCCAGAGAGUGGACCUGCUGCUUGGAGAGUUGGGCAAGAAGUAUCCACCCCAAUUUGUGGCCCCCAGUCAUCCAGAAAACAAAGAGGAGGCUGCCAAGCCAGAGGUGAAGCAGGAGGUGAAGCAGGAAAAGGCAGAGGACAAGAACAGCUCCUCAUCCCCAGCCGCCAAUGCUGCCAUGAAGCCUCCCCCAGAGAAGAAGGCCAAGAUGAUGCGAUGAUAAUCAGUGCGGCUUGUCCUAGUGGACAAAGUUUAGGUGAAGGCCAUGGUUUAUUUGGCUGAAUGGACACAGUUGAGGUGGAGGUCAGUGUGGCUUGACCUAGUGGACACAUUUGAGGUGGAGGUCAGUGUGACUUGACCUAGUGGGCAUAGAUGAGGUGAAGGUCAGUGUGACUUGACCUAGUGGACACAGAUGAGGUGGAGGUCAGUGUGACUUGAGCUAGUGAACACAGUUGAGGUGAAAGUCAGUGUGGCUUGAUCUAGUGGACACAGUUGAGGUGAAGGUCAGUGUGACUUGACCUAGUGGACACAGUUGAGGUGGAGGUCAGCGUGACUUGACCUAGUGGGCAUAGAUGAGGUGAAGGUCAGUGUGACUUGACCUUGUGGACACAGAUGAGGUGAAGGUCAGAGUGAGUUGACUUAGUGGACACAGUUCAGGGGAAGGUCAGUGUGACUUGACCUAGUGGACACAGUUGAGGUGAAGGUCUGUUUGUCUUGACCUCGUGGACACAAUAAUUGUUACUAGUUGGCAGAUAGACUGGAGAAUGGCUGGAACACCUCGGUGGCAGGAGAUGUACAUGGAUUUAAAGUAGUAUAUCUGCAGAAUAUAUGUUGCGAGUGCUAUAAAGAUAAGGUGUUACUCCUGGGUUACUUAACACUGAAAAGCGAAUUCAGUUCCAAUCAUUGACACAGCGUUGAAUAAACAAUUGAGAAAGUUUACUCUUAGGUUAACGUCUCAUGUAAUAAGGUAGUUUGAUUAUAUUGAUAUCCAUCUUGUUACUGGAGAAUCUGUGUUGUAUGUUUACAUUCUUAUCACCGUCAUGUCAUUGCUGUAUAUAGACUCAGUAAUAAAACUGAUGCCACAUAAA
This is a messenger RNA of Haliotis rufescens (red abalone), 1722 nucleotides long. Its product is annotated as mediator of RNA polymerase II transcription subunit 6-like. Bases 66 to 854 code for a protein of 262 amino acids. The transcript has 8 exons. Gene Ontology annotation, cellular component: core mediator complex; mediator complex. The record is from RefSeq and is a predicted model, not a curated record. NCBI's taxonomy places the organism in Eukaryota, Metazoa, Mollusca, Gastropoda, Lepetellida, Haliotidae. Gene Ontology annotation, molecular function: transcription coactivator activity. Gene Ontology annotation, biological process: regulation of transcription by RNA polymerase II.